Molecule: messenger RNA, 3068 nt
Organism: Paramacrobiotus metropolitanus
Lineage: Eukaryota; Metazoa; Tardigrada; Eutardigrada; Parachela; Macrobiotidae
Product: cysteine--tRNA ligase, cytoplasmic-like
Exons: 17
Coding region: 303-2861 (852 amino acids)
Biological process (GO): cysteinyl-tRNA aminoacylation
Cellular component (GO): cytoplasm
Molecular function (GO): cysteine-tRNA ligase activity; ATP binding
Source: RefSeq, a predicted model, not a curated record
UACGGAUUAGGUGGAAAACUAGUAACAGUUCGAGUUGUAAUUGUAAGUUUUGUAUCGGCGAAAUCCAAAUGCUUUAAGUCUUCGGUUUCUGCUGUAUGAAAGUGAUCGCGAAAGUUGGAAAUUUCAUAAUCAUUUUGAAUCUGAAAUCAGUGCAUCUAGACGGGUGAUAUAUGCAUGAUCCUUUGAAAGAGUGCCGGGACCGGAAGUCGACAAAAUAGUACAACUAUAUUCCAUUCGUUUAAUUGGUGUAGCCUAAAAAUCGUGUACCCUGCGGCUCCGCGUUGGUUAUAUAAGCAGCCAUAAUGCGCGCUGUUAAUUCCAAGAGACGCCAUCAGGAGGAUUUCGCGUACGGGGAACCGGAAGUGGUCACUGACAAGAUAGAUUAUUUCUUCCACAAUGGCAUACAUCCGGCCGCUGAGGUCGUUACGGAACCCAUGGUGUUACCGCGCUCGCGACACGAUACAUGGAACAGCGAAGAGUGCGAGGAGGAACCCCUGUUCGACCAGCGUAAACUGCACCGUUCGCGAUCUCAUCCGUGCAGCCGCGAUCCCGAACACAGCCAAACGCACCUGCUGGCCCAUCAGCAGCGUCUCAGCGAGGCCAUGGAGGGCGGCGAUCUAACGAAACUGCUCAGCGACGCUGACACUCUCGAACGGAGUAAAAAGGUCCAGAGUCUGUGGCGCGCUCCGUCCGGAGAGCAGCGCCAGCAGCUGCGAUUAUACAACAGCUUUACGCGGAGAAAAGAGAUCUUUGUCCCGGAGGAUGGGGAGCGAGUGUCAUGGUACACCUGUGGUCCGACGGUGUACGAUGCUUCGCACAUGGGCCAUGCCAGAGCCUACAUCUCCUUCGACAUUCUCCGGCGCGUCCUCACCGACUACUUCAACUACGACGUGCAGUAUGUGAUGAACAUCACCGACAUCGAUGACAAGAUCAUCAAGCGCGCACGGGUCCACUAUCUCUUGGACCGCUACAAACAAUCGAGCCAUAAAAAAGAUGUCAUCCUCGCCGAUUUACGCGAAGCACUGACGCAAUUUUUGACGAUGAUCAACAAAGAAGACUGCCAGGAUAAAAAGUCAGCCUACUCGAACAUCGAUAAGAAAUGCCGCGAUCUGCUCCAGGAGUACGAGCAGUUGACGACCCCCGACCCACCCACCGCGGAGUUGUACGAAGCCUUUAGUGAGCCUCUGGGAAACCAUCUAGACCGCCGCGAUGGCUUCAACGUCACCGACAACGCCAUCUUCGCCGCACUGCCCAAAUUCUGGGAGAACGACUUCCAUGCUGACAUGAGAGCGCUUAAUGUUUUGCCGGCGGAUAUCUUGACGCGGGUCAGCGAAUACGUUCCGGAAAUUGUGCAGUUUAUCCAGAAGAUCGUCUCCAGUGGAUACGCUUAUGAAGCCGAUGGCUCGGUUUACUUUGACACCAAGGCCUUCGAUCAGUCCGAUAAGCAUCACUAUUGCAAGUUGGUACCGGAAGCGUUUGGAGACACGAAAGCCUUGGAGGAAGGCGAAGGCGUUUUGUCGGAACAAAGCCGGGGCAAACGAACAGCCAUGGACUUUGCGCUAUGGAAAGCGUCGAAACCCGGUGAGCCGGCAUGGGAUUCGCCAUGGGGCCGCGGUCGGCCGGGAUGGCACAUUGAGUGCUCUGCCAUGGCUACCGAAGUUCUCGGCGACAAACUGGACAUUCACGCCGGUGGCGUGGAUCUGCGCUUCCCCCACCACGACAACGAGAUUGCUCAGUCGGAGGCGGCGUUUGGGAGCGACGCGUGGGUCAACUACUUCCUGCAUUCGGGCCAUCUAACCAUCACAGGCUGCAAAAUGAGCAAGAGUCUCAAGAACUUCAUCACCAUCAAGGAGGCGCUGAAGAAGAACACGGCCCGCCAGAUCCGCAUUGCUUUCUUGCUCCACUCCUGGAAGGACACGCUCGACUACUCCGACGCUGUCAUGGACGGCGCAGUGCAGUUUGAAAAGACCAUCAAUGAAUUUUUUCUCAAUAUCAAGGAUCUAUUGCGAUCUUCGGCAGCUGAUGAUCACUCAAAAUGGAAUGAAGAGGAUUUAAAACUUAGAGACAAAUUUUUCGCCGACAAAAAGACCAUUCAUAAUGCACUGUGCGAUUCUGUUGAUACACGAACGGUGAUGGACACGAUUCGAAAGAUGAUCAGUGACACGAACGUGUACAACCGCGAAGCGGCAUCCAACGGGCGCAGCCCACAUCCGGCAUUACUGAGGCUAAUUGCGCUGUAUCUGACGAAGAUGAUGCGUAUCUUCGGUGUUUUCGAUGCGGAUGAUAGUAUUGGACCAUCCGUCCAAAUCGCCGGCGGCAGUGGAACGGUUAACCUGGAAGAAGUGGUAUUGCCGUAUGUUCGUGCUCUGGCUGACUUUCGUGACGAAAUUCGACAGGAAGCGCGCGGCUUGGAGAAGGCCGGGAAGAUCUUGCAGCUGUGCGAUAAAGUUCGCGACGACAUCCUGCCCAAUCUGGGCGUCCGGCUGGAGGAUCGCGAGGGCGACAACCAACCGUCGGCCAUCAAACUGGUUGAUCGGGAGACGCUGCUCCGGGAGAAGGAGGCCAAAGUGAAGGUGGAGCAGGAAAAAAAAGCGGAGAAGGAACGUAAACGGCUGGAACUGGAGCAAGCACGGUUGGCCAAGGAGAAGAUCUUGCAAACCCCACCCGAUCAGCUUUUCCGCUUGCAGAUAGACAAAUAUUCACAGUUUGACGGCAAGGGCAUUCCGACGCACGAUGAAAAGGGGCAGGAGCUAAGCAAAGGCCAGAUAAAGAAACUGCAGAAAGCCUACGAACAGCACGAGGCGCAGUUCAACAAACGAGUAACCAAUGGACACGCAGCACCGGUCAACGGCGAGGCCUGAUGUGGCCAGAUGAAGGGCGUUUAAUUUAUAAUACAGAAUCAUUUAUUUAUUAUCCCUUUGUGUAGUGCGUUUUUUUAGAGAUUUGUACGGUUUUUAAGAAGACGAUUUAUUUAGCUUGAAGAGACUGUAUGGAAACUGUAUCUUGUGACCGGAAAUAACCGCAUGUGCGGAAGUAAACUGAAUGAAAAAGAGCGGAGGUAAUAACGA